This is a messenger RNA of Magallana angulata, 3029 nucleotides long. RefSeq names its product transcription factor E4F1-like. Gene Ontology annotation, biological process: regulation of transcription by RNA polymerase II. The coding region runs from base 328 to 2856 and encodes 842 amino acids. Gene Ontology annotation, cellular component: nucleus. The transcript is spliced from 15 exons. NCBI's taxonomy places the organism in Eukaryota, Metazoa, Mollusca, Bivalvia, Ostreida, Ostreidae. The record is from RefSeq and is a predicted model, not a curated record. Gene Ontology annotation, molecular function: RNA polymerase II cis-regulatory region sequence-specific DNA binding; DNA-binding transcription activator activity, RNA polymerase II-specific.
GACGAAAAAUAGUGGAAAAUGCAUUACUGUUAAAAGUUCACAAUACUCUGUCAACAUUGUCGAUUACUUUUGUUUUUAAAACAAUGUUAGCAGUAGUAUAAUGACUUUAUUUGCUUGUUUUCCGCCCAUUGUGAUCUCAGACACGAGCUCUUGGACUGGGCUCAAGCAUUGAAGUGAUACAGUUUUGACACAGAUACUGAAGGUGACGAGGAUAUUCACCUAUGUAAAAAGUGUAAACUUGUGUUCACAAAUCUAAGUGACUACCUCCAGCACAAAGUAAAACAUGACAACUACAAAGUCAAGCUCUCCCGCACUAGCGACAGACGCAUGCUGUUUCCUCAACUCAUCCAAAAACCAGAGAAGAGUGAAAAAGGGAGUGAGAAAGAAAACAUACAACGAAGGAGAAGAGGAAAGAAGAAAACAAAAGAACUUGUUAAUCCUGACUUAGUUAUUACUGAGAGGCAAUCUUAUUGGUGCCCUAAGUGCAACAUAAAAUUCAACAGGGAAGCAACAUUAAAGAGACAUGUGGAGUACGUCCAUGAUCAGUCGGGGGAAUACACUACAGCUAUGGGGGACGGGUCUGACAAUGAGGUGGGUAAGGCCGAGGAGGAGGAGGAGGACCACACCCCUGAGGAAUCUGACCCCACCGACACAGACUUCAACAUUCAGGAGGAGCUCUGCGUAACAACCAAAAGCAGCACGAAGGAGGUCCAGGUGGAGCAUAUUCCUGUUCCGCUGGAGGACAAGGGAGAUAGGCCUUAUUCCUGCAACCUGUGUGGAAACAGGUUCAAGGAGGCACCUGUUCUAAGAGCUCACUUACUAACUCAUUCAUCAAGUAGGGAUUUUCCAUGUUCCAUUGAGGGAUGCACUUAUGCUUUCAAAACCAAAGGUUCUCUUAAAAGACAUAUGAGGAGACACACAGGUGAGCGCCCAUUCAAGUGUGAAGAAUGUGGAAGGACUUUUACAGAAUCUGGGGCUUUAACUCGUCAUCUUAAAUCAAGAGUAUCCUGUAAGAACAAAUCAGAUCUUGAUUUGCCAAGAUAUGGAAAAAGAUGGUCGGCAAAUGCUAUGUACGAACCUCAGGCCAAAGUGGAGACCAAACUUCUUGCUGAAGGCGAGGACCACACCCAGGAGGAGGCAGUUAAAGACAUGGAGACAGAGUGUGCAAUCGCUGAGGUUAUAGCCUCCAAUGAGGAUGAGGAUGUAGGGGGCGCUACAGUAGAGGAAAUCAACAUGGAUGUUGUAACCUUGUCAACAGACAACAUUCUAGAAGAGGAGAUGAUUAACCCCACUCAGUGCAAAGUUUGUAAAGAAGACUUCCUGUCCUGCGACAUCCUCAAGAUACACCUGAGGGCACACUUGGCGGACAUUCCUUUCAGGUGUGGCAUGUGUCAUUUUGUGGCUGAGAGUCGCAGUCAGCUCAGCAAUCACAUGACGUCCCUGCACCAGAACCAACUCAAGGGCUCUGAACUCAUCAAUCAAAUUCCAGAGGGCAAAUCUAUCUCAGACAGCAAUCAAGAUCAAAACAGGAUUGCUCGAAUUGCUGUUAAUCAGUUAUUGGAGCUUCCCUCAAGCCUGGAGAUGGAGGAACCAGAGCCAUCAAUACACCGGGCCAGAAAUAUCUACAAGUGUCCUGUGUGUGCCAAAACUGUCAAAAGUCAGAACUACCUCAGACUGCACAUGAAAUCCCACACAGGUGACAGACCUCACAAGUGUAUGCACUGUCACAAAAGCUUCAUCACCAAGGAUACUCUUACAAAACAUCUCAGUGUUCACAAUGAGACCAGGAACUUUAAGUGUGGUCAGUGCGGGAAACUGUUCAAAAGAAUCUCUCAUGUCAGGGAACAUCUCAAAAUCCACACCAUGGACCGACCAUUCAACUGCACAGUGUGUCGCAAAACUUUCAAAACAAAUAAUGCCAUGAAGGUUCACUUGCGAACUCACACCAGCAUCUUGCCUUAUGUUUGUCCAUUUUGUCGCAGAAGAUUCCGAGAGAAAGGGUCACUGCUCCGUCAUCAGAGAAUGCACACAGGGGAGCGGCCAUUCAAAUGUCAUCACUGUAAUCGGGCGUUUGCUGAACAUGGAACUCUGAAUCGGCAUCUAAAGGCUAAAGUGCCUUGUACUCGUCAGCUGCAGGAAGAGCGAGAGAAAGAGAAGAAAGAGUUCACUGUGCUGGCUGAAUUCUCCUCUGUAGUUGCCGACACUCAGCAAUACAUAGUGGACGAAGAGCACACUCAGGGACAGUCACAGGAAGAGGAAGCCACCGAGUAUGUGGUGGUACAGACCGGGCUUAGUGCCGAGGAUCUACAGAAUGUGGAGAUCAUCACUGAGGGAGAGGUGGAUCAAAACUUUCUGGAGGGUGUGCAGGUUACUGAUGACUACGUGGUGAUCACUGACUCCGGCGACAACAUGAAGAUCCUUAACUCAAAGACGGGAGAAACGCUGGCUAUGAUGCCUUUAUCCACCAUCAACGACGGGGGCCAGAUUGUCACCUUACCUAUCGCAGACAAUCAGAUAGAGGCCGUUGCCAUGGCACCUUCCUCUGUAGGUGAAAUAGAGACAGUCACUAUAGAGCCUUCAGAUUUAAACAAGAUUGAAGCUGUUGCUAUGAAUCCCUCUGCUGUGUCUGAUAGUCCACAGGAAAUAGAAACAAUCACUCUGCUUGCUUCAUCUGCGAAGGACAUCAUAGGAGAGGGGGGCACCGAGGAGAAAUCCGAUACUUCUGACAUCCCAGGAAAGCUGGACUUAGCCUCCACCAAUGAAAUCGAGGCUGUGGCUAUGGCACCUGAUGCUAACAUUGGUGAUGCUUUACAACAAGCCAUGAUGGCAGCGAGUGUUGCGGAGGAGCAUGUGUAGGCAGGAGGAAGCUGUUCAUUUACAUUUAUACAGUCAUAUUGUAAACCAAUAUUUGGUUAUCUAUUAAUAUUUACACUUGUAAAUGCUUUUCCUACAUUAAAUUUUUUGAGGAAAUAGUUAUUUUUGUAUAUCAGUAAGAUAAUGUAAAGAGGUUACAUGCAAAACGCUUUAUU